Messenger RNA from Coturnix japonica (Japanese quail), 6701 nucleotides. RefSeq names its product solute carrier family 30 member 8 (gene SLC30A8). Gene Ontology annotation, biological process: insulin secretion; response to zinc ion; zinc ion transmembrane transport. NCBI's taxonomy places the organism in Eukaryota, Metazoa, Chordata, Aves, Galliformes, Phasianidae. Gene Ontology annotation, cellular component: plasma membrane. The record is from RefSeq and is a predicted model, not a curated record. Gene Ontology annotation, molecular function: zinc ion transmembrane transporter activity.
GUUUGGCGUGUUAGUGACGCCACUAGCAAUAGGAAAGCUGCUUUCUCUUGCUGUGGGUUUAUUGAGAAGAUUAUUAAAACUUUUUCAUUGAAAACCACUUGGCAGAGACUUCUGAAUAAGUUCCAAGGACGUUUUUGCCUGCAUCCACCUCCAACGGAGCAAGUAGCACUUUUGGGGGAGAAAAAAAGCAAGCAAAACCCCAGCAACCUCAUGGCUGCCAAAAAGGGUCCUGAGCGACUGUGCCUUGUGAGUGAGAGGGACACCAAGAGGUACUCCUUACCCAUAGACAGGUUGAGCUGGCAUCAGAAGAAUUUCAAUGAAGAGAGGCAGCAGCGGGAAGAAGAAAAUGCUGAAGCUAGUCAAGCAUAUCACUGUCAUGGAUACUCACAGGCCUAUGAGAACAGGAAAAGGGAGCAGCACCAAGCACGGAGGAAGCUCUAUACAGCAUCAGUAAUUUGCAUCAUCUUCAUGGUUGCUGAGAUUACAGGGGAGUAUCUUUGUGGGCAGAUCGCUGGCAGCCUGGCGGUGAUGAGCGAUGCAGCGCACAUCCUGGUGGACCUCACAAGCUUCCUCAUCAGUCUCUUCUCACUGUGGCUGGCCUCCAAGCCUCCCACCAAGCAGCUGACUUUUGGGUGGCACCGAGCAGAAAUUCUGGGAGCUUUGAUGGCUAUGAUAAUCAUUUGGAUGGUGACUGGUGUGCUGACAUAUUUGGCUAUCAUGAGGCUGCUACACCCCGAUUAUGAUAUUGAUGCCGCAGUGAUGCUCACCACCUCUGCUUGUGCUGUGUGCGCCAAUAUCCUACUAAGCCUGAUUCUACACCAGACUGGACACGGGCAUUGCCAUGGGGCACAAGCCAGGGAAACCACACCGGCCCCUCUGGAAAAGCCAGCUCUGAGCAAUGCCAGCCUGCGUGCAGCCUUUGUGCAUGCCAUUGGGGAUUUAUUCCAGAGUGUUAGUGUGCUAAUUAGUGCACUUAUCAUCUUCUUUAAGCCAGAAUACAAAAUAGCUGAUCCAAUCUGCACGUUUGUGUUUUCCAUCUUUGUUUUGGCAACCACCAUCGCCAUGUUAAGGGAUAUUUUGAUUGUGUUAAUGGAAGGAACAGAGAAAGGACUUUCUUACGAUGCAGUGAAAACAAGAAUUUUAGCAGUUGAGAAAGUGGAGUCUGUUCACAACCUUCAUCUUUGGUCUCUGACAAUGAAUCAAACGAUUCUAUCUGCUCAUGUGGCCACAGCAGAUACUACGGACAGUCAGAAGAUUUUGAAAGACAUCACCCAAGCCCUGUUUGAGCACUACAGCUUCCACUCUAUCACCAUUCAGAUUGAAUCAGGAGAGGAUCAGAAACAAAACUGUGUCUUCUGUCAGGAGCCAAGGGAUUAAAGGAAGCAUUAUGUUAUGCAAAAUAAUGACCACUCUUACAGGUCAAUGAAGACUAUGUGUGCUGGUUAUUUUCAAUUGAUUAAUAAUAAAUGGUAAUUAACUGAACUAAAAUGCCCUGCCACUGAGAGCAGUUCAUGGACCAUUAUUUGUUGGUAUUAGGUCCAUCCAUCAGAUAGAUUACCAAUCCAUCAGUGGCUAUCUUCAAUUACAAGUGAUUCUAAAUUAUUCCUCACUGGCAUGACAGACUGGCACUAAAGCAACACUGAAGAGUCCCUGUUUGUAAUCACAGGUAACGAAAAACUAAUCAACCUUCAAAUUACCCACAGACUAAUUAUCAAAAAAGGUAAUGAAAUGUAAAUUUGGUAUUAGCAAAGCUCAACACUGUUAGUCAGGAUGAAGGAGAAAAUUUAAGCUUGCAUGAGGGAUGAAGAGAUCUGGAAAACAAAGGCAUGCUGAUAUGUGCUUUCUUUGCCUUCCUCCUCAGAUGUGCACCAUAUUCUGCAGUAUUUAUCACAAGAGGAUUAAUUCCAUUCAAAGUCGGCAAAUAGUUCUUCAUUGCAUGGCUACCUCUAUUUAAUUUUUCAGCUAGCCCUCAGACAAACUCUUCUACCAGACACAGGCAAUAUUCUACACUACUGAGACAACCUAUAACUCACAUUGCCCAACACAAUGACAAACUGUGAUGGAACAUUUGGAGCAGAUUGUUGGAAGUCCUUGUCACAAAGUGCUGCUGGAUUGUGGCAAUAAAAAAAGACCAAGUGCUCCUAGAAAAUGAAAAUGUAAUUAGGACAAAAAAAGACUUAGGGGACUUUGUGAACAUUAAGUCUAACACCCUUUGUAGUAAUGUCUGUGGACUGUAACCCAUUAACACUACAUCUCUGAAAUCAUAUCAGAUAAUUAAAAAUCCUUUGGCACGUCACACAGUCAUUCGCUGAUCAGGGAAGGGAUAUACCUGCCCUUUGGGAAGCAAAUUCUUUUUUUGCUUCCCAAUUUCCUGACCAAGGUAUAUGUUAAAUCUUCCUCUUCAACAUGCUCUAUGGUCACUAUAGAAAUGGAAACCAGAGUUUGUCUUGCUGCAGUCCUUCUACUUUUGUCCAACUAACUGAAUAACUCUCACUUGUCAGCAAAAAUAAUGCUAGCACUUGAAAAUGUAUACUCAAGUUUUCCUUUGCAAAACAAUUUCAGUUCAGCUCUUGACCAUAACAGUGGAUCUUCAGCGUCCAUGCAGAAAUAAUGUUUUCCAGCUCCACACUUCUUGCUUCCUCAGCUGUAGGGCACACUUUAUUAACAAGUUCCUUAAACAUAAGGUAUGUGAAACCAGGUGGUACUGAGUUCCUAAGCUGGCAGCUGGAAAGAGCACCGAGGUAUUAAGCAUUAAGGUAUAAAAACUUAUUCCUUUUUAUGGAAUUCAAGUUCUAUUUGCAAUAGGUUCACAUUAAUUUUCUACCUUAUCAUCCUAAAAAGAUUAGAACUUAUUAUUAGGGGCUUUUGGCUAUGGAUAAUUCAUAACUAUGUGAUGAGAGACCAAUGCAAUAAGCUGGCAAUCAUUACCUGUUAAGGGGAAAAACAAAUUACUCUGCUUUGUGGAAGCUUCCCGGAAGAUCUUGUUAGAUAAACCUCUCAGUGAAAGCAGAUAAGGUAUUAAAAUACAACACUCAUUAAGAAUUUCAUGAGUAUCUCAUUAUUUAGUGGCUUAUAAGAACAAAGAAAACAGCUGUGGUAUUCAGUACAACGGUAAAGUCAAUUCUUGCCCUUAACAUCUGAAACUCCCAAAGAUAAGACAUAGAUAAAUCAGAUCACAGUAAAAAAAUUUGGAAUGAAGAAAUGAAUUUUAAUUUGGCAAGUUUUUCUGCUGCUGUAAGUUAGCAUUUUUGCCUCGUAGCAAAACCAUGUUGAUAGGUAACAUGUACAUCAUCUUUAUUAGAAGGGGAGGAUUCUUCUGGCAUUCGCAGAAGAAUGUUUUGAGUGAGAUGAGGAUACAGACCUGGACAUAAUGGGGAAUUUGAGGGCGCAGUUGCAUUGUCAAGGACAAUAUAAAUGUUAAUGAGUUGGUGAAAGAAGCAUCCCCAAGAGAUACAGAUUCAGUUCUAAGAUUUAAGUUGAGAUAGAGGUGAAAACAGGAAGUUUAAAAGCAAGUGUUUAUCUUAGGAAACAUUUUAACCACAAAAGUGACAAAUUCGACCAAGAAGGUAAAGUUGGGCAGCAGAUCUGUGGAAAAGCUGGGCGGAAGCAAAAAAAUGAUUCAGCAGCCAGAACAAGCACUGAUGAGGAUAUUGCCCAAAUGAAUUGAACAGACAGGGAAGGCUUACAUUACAAUUUGGGAAAAAGUGAUGAAACGUGAAGACAUGAGGAAAGAAAAUGUUAGCCCCAAACACUGAUCCUUAAUGAAAAGAAGGAAAAAGAUGUAAAAGAAGGUGUGAGAAAGAAAUAAGAAGGCAGCUGCCAUCCAGUAUAAGGUUGUUUUCAGAAAAAAAACAUCGGGCUGUCUGAAAUUUCUGCAAAAGGCCACAAAAUUUAGAGACAAUUUCUAGGCUUUUCUGCUUCUAUUAAGUUUACAUUCUUUUGAUCAUCUGCAGAAUCACUGUAAGAAAAAUGAUAAAAAGUUGUUUUCUCUACAUCUGUUCUUGGAACUAUUGUGUAAAAGAGAAGUAUUUAUCAAGAAAGCAGUCUGUUUCCACAUCUAUGUGUAUUUUGGUGGAAUUCACUUCACAUGGACAAGUUACUGGCUUACUGGUAACACUGAAAUGUUAAGUACAUGAGUAUGUUCAUGUCUCUGUAAAUGUUAAUGUAGCCCUUUUACAGCUUGUAAAUUAUAUAAUUCUGUAACCACUGAGCAACCCUCCCUAUCUUUCCUUCUCUACAACCAAAAUCUCACCUAGAGCUUGGAGGAUGAGGAGUUUGUAGGAGAUCAAGGUGUUUUGAGUAGACACCACUUAUCUGACCAACACAAAGCUGAACUAUCCUCAUUCAGCACUGACAAAGGACCAAGGUGCCAAUAUUGCACUGAGAUGCUCCCCAAAAAAACAACAGAAAUACUUAUAGUGACUCGAAAUGGAAACAUGUAAGGUGCAAACCUGUCCUUAGCACCACAGGAAUAGUCCCUUUCUGUAACUAUCAUCAUAACCAUGAGUGUUUUCUUUCCUGCUGUAAAGCUGGCAUGCUAUACCAGUCUUUUCUCAGUGCCGUACUCUCAGCAAUAAUGCACAUAUACAUUCUUUCUUCCUUCCCUCCGUUUUCAUCCCCUUGGACCGUUGUCCCUCACUCCUCUAUUUUUUUCCCAUUUUUCUUUUUUUUCUUUUUCUGCAAAGCCUUCACUGUUUCCCUAUUCAAAUUCCAAUGCAAACAUAACAUUUUUUCACCUAUUUUUUUCUGCUUAUAGCCUCUCCUAUUUUUCUUCACCCUGUGUGGAGAAGAAAGAGGCUGCCAGGAGGCUCCAUGUCUGCUGAAAAUAUGGUAUGAAUAAUCUUUUUUCAUUUGACUUUAUUUUAAGCACAGUUAAUAUGGGGUCCUAAUAAAAAUCUUACAGGCAUUGCACGUUAGACCAUGUCAAGCACAACGACAUAUUUAGUUUGUAUUGAAGUUAUUUAUAAGUUUAAUAUCCAAAAAGUCAUCUGCACUAGCUCCAGCUUAAGGUACUCCUUCAUAAUCUCAAGCCAGCUGAUAACGUUCAGCUGAGAAAAUAAAAUCCUUUCCCACCUGAGUAAACACAAUUUAAUCAAGAAAAGAAUUAGAGACAUUCAGUUGCCUAACUGCCUCCUGAAUCAUCGCCUUCCCCAGGUCAUUCAGCAGAACUUCUCACUGCCAGGACUUUGUGUCAGUUUCUAGCAAGAACAGACUGUGUUGAAGAAUGCUUUGGAGAGCAGCCCAGAGAGAGAAAUGGCUGCAAUGGAAGUACAGGUUAGAUAUUAGGAAACAUUUCCUCUCAAAAGGAGUGAUGAGGUAUUGGAAUAGGCUGUCCAGGGAAGUGGUGGAGUCACCCUUCCCUGAGGAUCUUCAAGAAAAGGGUAGGUGUGUCACUGAGUGGCAUGUUCUAGUGUGAUCACAGGCACAGGUUGAUGGCUGGUCUAGGUGAUCUUAAUGGUCUUUCCAAACUUAAUGUUUCUCUGUGAUCCAAUACAACAGGGGAGUUUUAAGUUGGUUAAGUUCAGAUGCACGUUCAAAGCUUUCCAUCACAGCUGUUACAUUGCUGAGAAAGGUGACUGCUUUUCAAUGAAAUCUUGGAUUGUCACUUUUGAUUUAAAAAACAAAAAUAAAUGAAAAGAAGGAAGGAACAGAAGUUAAAAGGGCUGUUUUGUAAUACACUUCUGCUGAUAUCGGAGGUGCUUUACCUCAUGGUUUGCAUCCUUCUGUAGCAGCAGGGCUUGCUAGCUUUGCAUCCCAAACUGCACUGUGGUCUGCUUUGACACAGUGUGCUGUGUCAAACACCUUGCCAAACACUACAGAAUAAAAGAGAAUCCAUUUAUUCUGGGGAUUGGGGACACAAAACAUCCAAGGUAUGAAUGCCAUGACAAACUGUGAAAGAUGUCCUGCUGUGACAGAUGCUAUAGGACUCCUUGCACGCUAUACCUAUGAGCUUCUUAGCUAUUGGGAACAACCAUCAACCAUUUAGGCUUUGUGAAGCACUGAUUUUUUUCUUUUUUUUUCUUCUUAUUUUGUUAUUUCCUGCUAUGUAGUUAUAUUCUGUACUACUUUUCUUCUUGGAGACUGAAGCUGACUGGAACUAUUCACAUAGCUUCUGUCUAAAGGAGAAAGAACAGGAGUUCAUUAAUCAUAUCACAACUUGCUCAGCCACAAAGAGACAUGAGCACUCUGGACUAGCUGCUGGACUAGGCAGUAAUUCUGAUGUCAGAACGCAUGGAACUGGUGUGCUUCCCAGCAGCAGCAUGCAACCCGGAUCUUUAACUUUUGGCUCCUGCCCUACUUUUUAAUUUGCUGUUAGGGAACUGUAAGAAAUACUUUGAAGGAUGCACUGUGCUUUGAAGGAUGUGGUGCGCUUUGAAGAAGCAGCAGAAACUACUGAUGAGCUUAUGGGGACGUCGCAUCCAGCCCUCCUCUGCCACAGAGGUUUUUUGCAAAAGUGGUUCCUUUGUAGGAAGCAAGAAAAAAUGAUAAGGGCAUAAAUGGGAAUUCCUGUGGACUUCAGUGCUAUCACAGUGCCAGUCAUCUGGGAAAUGCUUGGGAACAAGCUGCAGAGCUGCAGUCAACCUACAAAGGGGUGCAGCUCCCCUCAAAAUGCAUGAGCAGCAGGAACAACUCCACGGGGUGCCAGCGGGAGGAGAGUGUGAAUGUGAAGGGAAAUUUAACAACUCCCUCUGCCCUUUCAA